ACAUCAUUGGGAUUUGAUUUAUUUAAGAAUUAAGACCGUAACCUCACUAAAUAAUUUUUUUUUUUGCGACAGAACCGCUAAACCUCUGAAUAUUCCUCUUGAAAUCUUCAAGGACUAUUGUUUUCUUUAUUUAUUUUUAAUGGUAAAAUGCAAUCAGUAUAUAAAAACCGACGGUGGACCAACUUCUAUUCGAGAAGUCAAAUUUUUACGGGCAGCCUUUCAAACAAUGACCAAAUCGUUUAUAAAUACAUCAGAACAUCCAAUUACAAAAAGAAAUUUUUAAAAAAAAAUGUUUCGUCUAACAAUAAUCCUGAUCCUUUUAAGCGUAUACACAGAACAAGCGAGUGGAGGGUCGUUCUUUCUGUAUAACCAGGUGCGCCACGGAGUCCUGAUGAAAGUCCAUUGCAAAUCAGGAGACAGCGAUAGGGGAUGGCACGUGAGGAAAUACGGAGGAUUUUACGGUUUUGAUUUUAAAGAUCAUAUACUUGAUAAAACACUUUAUUGGUGCAACGUCUGGUCAGGUCCUAAUUUCAGUCGCAAUGCGUCUUUCGUCGCGUACGAAAGUAAGCUGUAUAAACACAGAAACAAUUGGAUAAGAUGGUCUAUAAGGGGAGAUGGUAUUUAUGAAUCUAUCAAUGGUGCAACGCCUUGGAAAUUCAAGUAUCAUUGGUAUGGUACACCUUUAUAAUAAGGGACGUCUCAUCAUGAUCUCUUUUUAUGUUCAUAUAUACUAGUAUAUACUAUGUGUGUGUGUUUUGUAUCUUUCUCAACUAAUUUGUGUAUUAAUGUGAUAUUGGUAUUAUGAUUCAUUCGACGGAAUAUGUAAGAACUUGAUAAUGUAUAUACUCUUAGAGGUUUGAUUCACCUGUCAACUAUUUUUUAAUAAAUAUUUUGAUCAGUUUUUUUUUUUU
Brassica napus (rape) is the source of this 911-nucleotide messenger RNA. RefSeq names its product S-protein homolog 8. Bases 290 to 688 code for a protein of 132 amino acids. Lineage: Eukaryota; Viridiplantae; Streptophyta; Magnoliopsida; Brassicales; Brassicaceae. The transcript has a single exon. The record is from RefSeq and is a predicted model, not a curated record.